GGCUUCCAGCGGACAACGAAUAAGAAACGUUAGUGCUUAAUUUUAAACAAUUGUUUAACCAGAGCUUUAUUGCUACUUUGAGAAUCAGCUUAUCCAAAACAAACUACUACUCUACUCUUGUACCGAACAAUACCAAAAACUAUAAAACCCCUUAUUCGACGGAUUCAUGUUUACGUUUAUCUUCUAAUUGGGAAAUUCACGAUGCCGGGCAGAAAUUAUCAAACCAUUCUAUCGGUGUAUCGAUUUAUCGAUAUGACUUGCAGCUGUAUUAGCCGCGUCCAAGCGCGGGACAUUUUCUAGCUUAAUCGCAACUCUGGAUGAACUUGCCGUCCAGGAGAUGAUCGCCGUCGCAGAACCGCCGCUGGAGUUUGUGCCGCGCGGCCGUCAGUCGGCCGCCGAGCACCCUGGCCCGCAGGAUCAGCCGCUUCCCAGGUACCAGCUACCCACCUCGGAGCAUCUGUUGCUGCAGCGGCUGCAGAACGUGAAUAUCUCGGCUGCGGGCGAGGACUCCCCGGCUGGCCAGGAGUCCUGGUCGAUCCGGGAGAUGUACGACGACUAUGAGGGGGCGGAAGAUCGGGCGGCGCGGCGAAGGCAGCUGAUAGAAAGGACAAAACGAUGCGGACCCAAGGCGGCGGCGGCCACGCAGCUUACGUCGCUGCCGCAGAGCCUGCUGAACCCGGCGCCGGAGCGGCGCGAGGAGCCGAUGUGCGACUAUAUGGUGAACAACGAGGAGGAGCUGUACGUGCACCGGAACACUGUGGUGUGGACAAAGGGCCUGGACGACGGCGACGAUGGUGUUUACAAGCGCAUGUGCUUUACGGCCGACACGCCGGUAAGGAAUGCCUGUUUCCUGAACCGUAGCUUUGUCCGUGGACGCCUCGCUCAGCUGGAGGCGGCCAUCCAAACGAAGGACGACACCCUCACCGCCAUCUGUGUGAUGGACCAGGACUCGCUGCGCGUCUACUGUGACGACGGCGAAGACUUCCUUGCCAACCUUGACUUUCCCGUCUCGCAGGUGUGGCAGACAAUGCACGGCCUGCUGUUGCAAAAGGAUUCCAGCCAAGCCCUCGUUUCGCACCUGUCCUUUCCCAUGCCGCGGCUCUUCUCGAUGUCGCAUCCCCUACACGAGGCCUGCCCGGUGGUCCUGAAGACAGCCACCAACUCGAUCGGCUACAUGACGGAACCGGAGUACAGUGUGGUCUUCACCACGGAUGAUUCGGACCUGGUUCUGCUUUACGACGUGAAGUUCUCGAAGCAUUUCGUGGCCCGGCUAAGAAAGGUGACCGUGGAGGAGGUUAAUCAUGUUGGCCACCAGACCCAGGAUUUGGGACAGACGCUCCUGGGGACCAGGCCGCAGUCGGCGGGCAACAGUUUAAGUGGGAUUAAACAAACGGGAGCCAUGCCCAAGACUCCGGUCGGAUCGUUUAUGGCCAGAAGCAACACCACCACUGGCUUGGCCAACAUGUCGAAGUUCGGGCUCAGUCAGUCGCAGUCCUUCAGCGGAGUCCUCGGUCAAUCCAAUCGCGCCUCCUUGGGAACUCCGUUGAGCCAGCUCCAAAGUAGCAUUAGCCAGCAGUCCAUGUCCAUGAAGGAGAUGCGCAAAAUAACGAGCGUGAAGCCAGCGAAACCGAUCGAGCCGGAGUUGUGUUUGGAGCACAUCUGGACGGAGAACAUCUACGGAGUACAACGUGAACUGUGCGAGAUGGCCACCCGAGCCUUCAUCCACACGGAUUUGGUGGGCCAGACAUUUCUGUGCUACCUGCUCGCCCGCUCCUGCCGCCUCCAGAUGGUCCGCCUCACUGGCUAUGGAAGCAGUGAAGUGCAGCUCUCCACACUGGCCACGACUCUGGCAGCCAAGGAUGCUGUGGGUCUGAGUAGAUUGCAAAUGGUCGCAGUCCUCGAUCCUAGCGGUAGUCUUAUCCUCUACACCGGAACCGUGCUCAUCUCCAAGGUGCACAUAACGCCGCUGCUGGCACCCACGCCAUCGCCUGUACCGCCUCCUGCCGCACCAAGUCAAUCGAAGCCAUCGGUUGCCGCAGGAACUUCCGGUGCUGCAGGCAACAGCUCCUUUGUGGAGGUGCGUCGUAGCAGUCUGCUGCCCACCAAGGCGCCAGUUGAUCUGGCUGGCUUUGAUGAGGAGCUGCACAUGCUGUCGCCGAUCCUGCCGCAAGCGGUGUCCUAUGCCCAGAGGCAGGCGCACAAUGUCUGCAAAUCCCUGAGAGAUCCGGCGGGCAAUCGGUUAACCCUGGUUUACGCCACCGGUCGGAUGCUGCGGAUAGCCCUACCCCUGCUAAAUGAUACCCGCUUGUUGACGCGAUGUGUGGCCACGCUGCGACAGGUCCUGAGUCCCAGCCAAUUCCUGCAUUUCGUGAUCCGUUGGUACAGCGCCAGGAAUCCGCCGGGGUCGCGGGACUACUCCAUUGAGCAGGAGUGGUUGCUAUUCCGGAGUACGAUACUAGCCCUAAUGGGCUUGACCGCUGCUCCCGAUGUGGAAGCGACCGAGGGCUAUGGCCGAUGUGCGACGCCUCCGCUGAAUGCGACCUUCGGUGGUGGAGUGGCUGGCGGUCUAGGAUCCGGAUCUGGCUCCAAUUGCAGCUCCAAUUCUACGCUGGGCGCCCAGGACGAGCCAAAGAAGCGGCGAAAAUACAAUGAUUGUGAGGACUACACCGACGACGACUGGGAAUUCCUGCUGCUCCAAACGACGUUAGCUCCCUGCGGCGCCGAUGGCCACAGCUACAGCGUGGACAUUGGUGCGCCGCUCUUCCAGAUGAUACCCGCCAUAUUCUAUAGUCUGCACCUGCUCUACGAGGACCUCAAGCUGGACGCCGUGUUCCAUGCGGCGCUUUCCUACCUGGCAACGUUCCUCCACCAACUGGCCAUUGAUAUGCAGCUGGACAGCUACGUGCUGCACUACAUCCUUGACUUUCCGGAACUGAGCCAUCGGACGGGGAAGCUGUCGCUGCUGGGAGCCGCGCAUGGAGCCAUGAUGCUUCACCAGGAGCUGCUCCGAGUGCCAGCGCCCAGUAUAUUCUCUCAACUGGAGCACAUAGUGAUCGGUGAGGAGGAGGUACUGCCCUACACCUUUGUGAGCAAUGUGAACGAGCGGAGCCGAAAUCUGUUGCAGCUUGUCUCAUUGGUGAUCCACGGGCAGGAGCGCCUCAAGCACUGGUGGCAACUGCUCGAGCUUCCCGAAGCCGUGCAAGCCAACUUUCCCCGGAGAGUCAAGCGCAGCAUUACAGCGGAUGCACCGCGUUGCCAUCAGCUGCUGGAGCUAAUUCUAGCCAUGCGACUGACCCGGAGGGACAUCGAGCGAUUUCCGGCAGCCGUGCAUCUCAUUAUUGCUGAGGCGUUGGAGGAGGCGCGUCUGGCGCCGCCCCUUGGCUGUAGCACGGCCACCUACGACCUGAUCCUGCGCCCGGAGCUGGCCGAACACACCCAACUGCCAUUCAUGGAGGCAACCAUUGGGCAGCCGCAUUGUGGCAAAGUGUACAAGGAGGACUCCCUGUCGACCAGGUCCCCGCCAACCGCCGGCGCUGUGCUCGAACAUGAAUGCUCGGAGCAAAUGCGAUACGACGAUAUGGACAAUAUGGAUACGAAGCUGCUGCGACUGCGCUUUCCGGACGAUAUGCGCGUGGAGGAGGUGCGCCGCCUGCUGAACAGCUCGGAACCGGUGCUCAUCGAGGUGCAGCAGUUGCCUGGGACCAGCGAUCACGAAUUUAUUGAGGAGCAGGAGAAGCAGCUGUUCGCUCUGUGCGCCCGGACGAUGACACUGCCCCUGGGCCGGGGCAUGUUCACCCUGCGAACCAUGAUGCCACGGCCCAGCGAUAGCCUGUCCAUGCCCAGGUUAUGCUUGGUGGGCCGGGAGCCAAUCAAGGGCACCACCAUCGAGAUGCAGCAGAUUGAGUUUCCCGCCAACAUGCACAUGUGGCCGUCGUUCCACAACGGCGUGGCCACCGGCCUGAAGAUUUCGCCGCAGACCCAGGACAUUGACUCCACGUGGAUUGUGUACAACAAGCCCAAGGCCCAGGCGAACAAUGCCCUUGAGCAUGCCGGCUUCCUGAUGGCCCUGGGCCUCAAUGGUCACCUGAAGAGCCUCUCCUUCAUGAGCCUGUACAAAUACCUGGUGAAAUGCGACGAGAUGACCAAUGUGGGCCUGCUGCUGGGCAUCUCGGCCGCCCAUCGCGGCACCAUGGAUACGAAAACCACGAAACUGCUGAGCGUUCACUUGGAGGCACUGCUCCCGGCCACCGCCAUGGAACUGGAUAUACCGCAGAGCACUCAGGUAGCCGCCUUAAUGGGCCUCGGUCUCCUCUACCAGGGAUCGGCCAAGCGUCACAUAGCCGAGGUGCUGCUGCAGGAAAUCGGACGACCGCCGGGCCCGGAGAUGGAGAACAGUGUGGAGCGUGAAUCGUACGCCAUGACGGCCGGCCUAGCCCUCGGCCUGGUCACCUUGGGGCAAGGCGAGUCACCGGCCGGCCUGAGAGACCUCCAGCUGCCGGACACGUUACACUACUACAUGGUUGGCGGCGUAAAGCGACCCAUCAGCGGUUCCCAGAAGGAGAAGUAUCGUCUGGCGUCGUUCCAGGUCCGCGAGGGCGACAACGUCAAUAUUGAUGUGACCGCGCCGGGAGCAACGCUUGCACUGGGCCUCAUGUUCUUCAACUCGGGGAAUACGGCAAUUGCAGAGUGGAUGCAGCCACCGGAUUCCAGAUAUUUGCUAGACAUGGUGCGGCCGGACUUCCUACUGCUGCGCACCAUAGCCAGGGGCCUCAUCCUAUGGCAGGAUGUCCGGCCGGAUAACGAGUGGUUUCAAGCGCAAUUCCCGCAAGCUCUCCGCAUCCAUCUGCGGCUCUCGUCGGUGGAUGAGGACACGGGCUCCGAUGACGGUGAUGUGGACUAUGAGGCCAUCACGCAGGCCUACUGCAACAUUAUGGCCGGAGCAGCAUUCUGCAUUGGCUUGAAAUACGCCGGAACGGAGGAUGCGGUGGCCUUUGCCACACUACGAGCAGUGAUCAAGGAGUUCUUGCGGUUCCCCAGCUCUCCGAUGAUCGAUUGUGCAGGCCGCACCACCGUGGAGAGCUGCCUGAUGGUUCUGCUCAUUAGCAUUUCCCUGGUGUUCGCCGGCUCCGGCAACUGUGAGAUAUUGCGCAUCAUCCGGUAUCUGAGAUCGCGUGUCGGUCCGCAGUAUCCACACAUCACCUAUGGCUCCCACAUGGCCAUUCACAUGUCACUUGGACUGCUCUUCCUUGGUGCAGGGCGGUUUACCAUAGCCAAGACGCCGGAAUCAAUAUCGGCGCUGGUGUGCGCAUUCUUUCCAAAGUUCCCCAUUCACAGCAACGAUAAUCGGUAUCACCUGCAGGCCUUGAGGCAUCUUUACGUCCUGGCAGUGGAGCCGCGGCUGUUUCUGCCCCGCGACAUUGACACACACCAGCUGUGCCUGGCCAACAUUUCGGUGCUGGAAAUCGGUGCCACAGAGAUGCGGCGCCUGCCCAUCGCUCCGUGCAUCCUGCCCGAGCUAAGCAGCCUCCAGCUGGUGGUGGUGGACGACGAGAACUACUGGCCCGUGCGUUUCGAACGAUCGUGGAACUGGCAUCAGUUGGAAAAGGCCCUGGAGAUGAGUGCACCGAUCGAUAUUAAGAAGCGAACCGGCUGCCUUUCCCACCUCGAGGAUCCGGAUAGACUGAAAAGCAUGCUGGCCCAGACCCUGACGAUGGAGCAGAGCAUCUGCUGGCAGAUCGACAUCAACGAUCUGCACCAGUUUGGUAACGAGCGGCUAGUGAAGCCGUUCCUCAACCGCUGCUUGUCGACGAAGGGAACGGAUUUAAGCUACCCGGAGCAGGUGAAGCGCCACCAAAUGAUGCUGCUCUUCUACAAUGCGGUGGUCAAGGAUCGAAUACACCUAUUGCCCGUAUACCUGACCCUAUACGACCACGUUACCAAGUCCAUGAUAAACAACAUCGAUGUGUGGCAGAUGAAGCUGAUAGAUGCCUACUUGGGCCGAAGAGACUUGGCGGAGGAGCACCCCCUCAUCUCCGUGGAGCUCAUCCAGAUGAUGCAGGAGCUGUUCAAGCAGGAAAUGGAAGACUCCACAUCGGAGCUGUGCCUGCCGCUGCGAGAGUUCCUCAGCCAGAAGCGAUUGGAACCCAGCUAUGUGACCACAGUCAGUGGACCGGACCUCCAACGCGCCUUCUGCGUGAUUAACUAUUACAACCUGAUGCCCAAUAUGCUGAGUGGUGUGGACCUGAGCACAGGGACUGUCAACUACAUGCGGAUACUGUACGAGUGCCGGCAACUGAAUCUCGAAGCGCAUACGAUUUUCGGUCUGCUGAAGAUACUCCAGGCACUCGAUGCCACUACCGAAGUGGUGGUGACACUGGACGAAGCGUCGCUGCUGGCCUACUCCAUGGCCACCCAAUGAGCCAGAUUAAUUUGUUAGUUAAGCUAGAAAUUGGUAUAUCUUGAAUGCUCCCAUGCGCCGCGAUUGAUUAAGUUUUCAUUUUGAAAGUAUGUUCACUCUCUAGGAGAUCUUCUAUCUCGUAUUAAAUUAAUAGUGUCAUAAUGAAGUCGAAAGUAAUUCUUAUCCACAAGUAUAAUCAAUUUUUUAGUACCAAAUAUGGUUUGGUUUUAGUGUAGCCAAGGGCAUAAUAACCAAAUGCAUAAAGUACAUUACGCGAAUUGCCUCAUUAUUAUAAGGUCAAAGAUUGAAUGUUGAAGUAUCUCCAAAUCGAGAAGUUUAUUAUAAAAUUUAUAUGGAAUAUAUAA
Messenger RNA from Drosophila serrata, 6762 nucleotides. Its product is annotated as anaphase promoting complex subunit 1. Gene Ontology annotation, cellular component: anaphase-promoting complex. Gene Ontology annotation, molecular function: molecular adaptor activity. The record is from RefSeq and is a predicted model, not a curated record. Gene Ontology annotation, biological process: anaphase-promoting complex-dependent catabolic process; metaphase/anaphase transition of mitotic cell cycle; protein K11-linked ubiquitination. NCBI's taxonomy places the organism in Eukaryota, Metazoa, Arthropoda, Insecta, Diptera, Drosophilidae.